ACUUCCGGUUGAGCGCACCCGGAAGUCAGGGAUGCGGCGUUAGCGGUCUGUGUGUGACCGUGCAUCAUCCAUAUGCUCGUUAGAUCGGCGGGUUCCGUGUAAUUCAAACGCCUUGUGCCUCUCCCGUGUAGCCAUGAUGUCUUUAGACUUCCUGGACGAUGUUCGUCGCAUGAAUAAGCGGCAGCUCUAUUACCAGGUGCUGAACUUUGGGAUGAUAGUUUCCUCUGCGCUGAUGAUCUGGAAGGGACUGAUGGUGGUCACAGGCAGCGAGAGCCCCAUUGUGGUCGUUCUCAGUGGGAGUAUGGAGCCAGCUUUCCACAGAGGAGACCUUUUGUUCCUGACCAACCGAGUAGAGGAUCCCAUCAGAGUUGGAGAGAUCGUAGUCUUCAGGAUAGAAGGCCGAGAGAUCCCAAUAGUACACAGAGUACUAAAGAUCCAUGAAAAGGAAAACGGAGACAUAAAGUUCUUGACCAAAGGCGACAACAAUGCAGUGGAUGACAGAGGCCUGUACAAGCAGGGCCAACACUGGCUGGAGAAAAAAGAUGUGGUUGGACGAGCUAGGGGGUUUGUGCCAUACAUUGGAAUUGUUACCAUCCUCAUGAACGACUACCCCAAGUUCAAAUACGCUGUCCUCUUUUUGCUGGGUCUCUUCGUGCUGGUCCAUCGGGAGUGAGGUACCCAGACUUCAGGACUCAAAAAGGAUAAACUACGUCCAGGAAACCUCAGUCAUGCCUUUCAAAACAGAAUUUAGUUACAACUUUGUCAAACCCAACUGGCUUUUUUGUACCAUUUGUUUGAACAUUUUGUAGAACUGUGGAUAGGGUGUUUACAUUGAAAAAAAAAAAGAAGCCAAGCUUUAAAAAUAUUUUUGUGAGGGAACAAGGAUAAAUUUAGUUCGAAGUUUAUCUUUAGUCCCUCAGAAUGGGAAACGGCAUUCUUAAAGGUGAAAUAAGUCUUGUUUGUUUCCUGUUGAAUCGUUUGGGGGGGAAAUGUGUGAAGUAUUUUGUGAGAACUGAAUUUGAAUGAUAUUAAAUAUGAGAUCUGGUUACCAUCUGAA
Molecule: messenger RNA, 1057 nt
Organism: Pleuronectes platessa (European plaice)
Lineage: Eukaryota; Metazoa; Chordata; Actinopteri; Pleuronectiformes; Pleuronectidae
Gene: sec11a
Product: SEC11 homolog A, signal peptidase complex subunit
Exons: 6
Coding region: 134-673 (179 amino acids)
Cellular component (GO): membrane; signal peptidase complex
Molecular function (GO): serine-type endopeptidase activity
Source: RefSeq, a predicted model, not a curated record